Molecule: messenger RNA, 2796 nt
Organism: Symbiodinium sp. CCMP2592
Lineage: Eukaryota; Dinophyceae; Suessiales; Symbiodiniaceae
Source: the annotation of a GenBank genome assembly
AUGGACCGCGGCGCCGCUUUGGCUCUGAUCCAGGCAGAUGGCCUCAAGCUUAGAUCCCUCAGCAAUGAGUUGCGCAACGACAAGGAGCUUGUGUUGCAAGCGGUGUCGAACUCCGGCUCUGCUUUGCGCUACGCCUCCGAGGUGCUCCGCGGGGACAUUGAGGUCGUCACUGCUGCAGUUACACAGCACUGGAUGGCAUUGCAGUAUGCAUCAGAGAACCUCAAAGAUGAGUUCGACAUCGUCCAGAUAGCCGUCAAAGGCAACGGCCUGGCGUUGCGCGAAGCAGGAGCCUUGUCCCGGGACAACGUGCACCACGUUAUGGAGGCCCUCCAGCGGGACGGCAGGGCUCUGCAGUACGCCUCUGACAACCUCAAGAAGGACAGCUUCGUGGUCAUGGAAGCGCUCAAACAUGACCCCGAGUCGCUGGAGUUCGCUGACGAGGAGCUGAAACACAACCUCGAAGUGAUCAUGCCGGCUCUGCGUCGUGAUGGGGCAGUUCUGCGAUUCCUCCCAUACGAGCUCCGAGACAGCCCCGAUGUCGCAAUGGAUGCUGUCCAGACCUUCGGCCUGGCGAUUUCCUUCGCCACUGAGCAGGUGCGAGCAGAUCGCGAGGUCGUCAUGGCCGCCGUGCGCAAGGAUGGGAUGGCCCUGGCCUAUGCAUCGCAAGACCUCCAGGACGACGAGUCCAUUGUGGAGGCCGCUACCGAAGAGAAUCCCAGGGCCCUGCAGUUCGCUUCCGACCGUUGGCGGCGAGACAAGGAGCUGCUGAUGCGCAUCCUUGGGAUCGACGGCCUUGCGCUGGAGUUUGUGACUGGAGGCCUGGCCGAUGACUUCGAGGUAUGCAUGGAGGCUGUCGGCGAGAAGGGCGCUGCACUGAUCCACUGCUCGGCUGCGAUGAGAGACAAUGAGGAGAUUGUUCGGACUGCACUGGCCAGCGACGGCAUGCAACUCUUGAACAUCUCCAGUCGUCUCCGGGAGGAUCGCGACUUGGUUAAGCUUGCGGUGAGCAGGAUGAGGCUGCAGGAGAUGGCUGCCAUGCUCCACAAGGUGCCACCCGGGUCCGUGCCCUUCAAAGCUUUAUCUGCGGGUUGCGAUCACACGUGUGUGGUGAAAGAGGAUGGAAUGGGGCCUGUGGUGACGGUUUCAGCAGGUUGCAAUCACUCCAGCGCCGUGUGCGCGAAUGGGCACUUGACCUGCUUCGGUUCCAACAUGGCAGCACAACUCGAGAUCCCUGCGAACCUGGGUCCUGUGGUUGCCGUCUCGUCGGGCUGCCUGCACACAUGCGUGGUGAAGCCAAACGGAAAGCUGGUGUGCUUCGGGGAUAACAGCGCGGACCAGUGCAGUGUUCCAGACGGAAUAGGCCGGAUGAUGACGGUCUCGGCUGGCUGCGAUCACACAUGUGCGGUGGCGGCCAGUGGGCAGCUGGUCUGCUUUGGUUCCAACCUUUGUGGCCAAUGCGAUGCACCGGAGGGCUUGGGACCUGUGAAUUGUGUUUCUGCGGGCUGCAAGCACACUUGUGCUUUGCAGGCUGAUGGGCAGUUAGUAUGUUUUGGAUCCAAUUUGGAUGGUCAAUGCGAUGUUCCGGAAUCCUUGGGUCGAGUGACUGCUGUUUCAGCUGGCUUUGAUCAUACCUGUGCAUUGACUUCUGACGGCCGCUUAGUUUGUUUUGGAGACAACAGCGCAGGCCAGUGCGAGGUACCCACAGGCUUGGGGUUUGCAGUGGCCGUUUCUGCCGGCCGUGCGCACACCUGCGCUCUCACGGCAGAUGGGCAGCUGCUAUGUUUCGGGGAGAAUGUGGAGAGCUGCGUGUCGAGGGUCGUCAGCUCUGAGGACGUGACCUCCUGGAAGGCUGGGCGACGAAAAGUUAGUACCGAAAACCUUCCCUCGAAGGUCUUGAGCCAAGACUUUCAGGCGGGCAAGAGCGUUAAGGACGUCGAAGAGUCGCUGUGCCAGCAGAUACGAGAGUUACGGCGAUCCUUGGAGCAUAGCAUCGAGGUCGUCUCUGGCACCACUGUGGCGCAAAAGCAGAACCUCGAGGUCGUGAACGCAAAACUGCGAGUGGUGGAACAGAGGACCAUACGGCACACCAGCGAACUCAAAGCAGUGAUGAGUUGUGUGGAAAAGCAUGGGCUUCUUGAGGAUGGAAUGGCGCCUGUGCGCCAACAGCUAUCAGACAUGGAGUUGAGAGCCAAGUCUUCCAGGGAGAACAUGGAUCGCCUGCACAACCAUGUCCACGAGUCGGUGGCUCGAUUGGACGAGGACCUCCGGCGUCUGGACCAAAGCCUUUGUGGCGACGUCAUGCGCAUGGAGCUGUCUACUUUGGCCUCCCAUGUCCAAGACCUGCGUCGAGACCACGGCAACUUUGCCCUUUGGGCACGUCCCGUCCUGGAGGAUCUCCUACCGAUGCCAGCCCAGGUCCGCGACAUGGGCGAAGAGCUGGUGGCAUUGGGGAGUCGGCAGGGACGAUGUGAGGAUGACGUCAACAAGAUCACCCGCUUGGGUCGCAUCUUGGACGACAAGGUGGAGGUUUUCGAUGACCUCCAGCGGCGCAUGGAGGAGUUGAACGCCAACGCCCAGCGUGUCCUCGGAUCCCAGUUCGCAGCAUCUGUUCGAUGCCUCGGCUGUCGCGAGCCGGUUGUCACAGAGGAGGACAGCUGGGCGCAACGCUGUCGCACGCCCUCACCGCCGAGGAGCCUCCUGCUGUUCAGCAGUAGCAUCUCGGUGUCCAAGAGCCUCAAUCAAGACGUGCAUAAGCAUGCAUGUCUUAUAAUUCUAAUUACAGCUUCGUGCUCUUGA